AUGACCGCUUCCGUUAACUCCUUCUUAGAAGACUACGACUCCCGGGAUCCUCGAGUUCAGCCCUUUCGCAUUCCGGCCGGUGAGAACUACAGCGCCCAGCGUGCCCUCCUUCCCAUUUCCCUCGGAGCGGAAAGGAGAGGAGGAACCCGGCGGCCGGAGCUCAGUGGCCUCUGCACGCACACACCACCCCGCCUGCUUUUGCAGCCUCCCGAGAAGCGGCGCCGGACGAUUGAGGAUUUCAACAAAUUCUGCAGCUUCGUCCUGGCCUACGCCGGCUACAUCCCGGCCGCCAAGGAGGAGAAUGACUGGACUCCCUCUGGCUCGAACUCCCCCAUCCGCCCGGAGAGCGUGGUGGACAGUGACGGCUGGGAGUCAACCCACUCAGACCUGCACACCAUUGAGACCUUUGUGAAGAAGGCCAAGUCCUCGAAGAAGAAAGCGGCCUUCCGCCGCCUGAAAUCGGACAGCUCGCUGCUGGAGAAAAUGAAACUCAAGGACUCCCUUUUUGACUUGGACCCUGUGGGCAAGCAGCCGCCCCCGCUCGCGGGCCCCAAAGCGAACGCCGAGAGAAAGAAGGACAAGAGGAACCGCAAAGCCGCCCUGGAGGCUGGGGGCCCCAAGCGGAGCCGGGGGGACCCGGGUGGGGAGAAGCGCUCACGCAUCAAAAAGAGCAAGAAGCGGAAGUUGAAAAAGGCGGAGCGCUCAGAGAAGAAGCACAAGGCUUCGCUGAGUGAGACGGACUCGGAGGAGGAGGAGACGGCGACAGCGGCGACGCCUCAGGCAGGGGCAGCCCUGCGGCCGGGCAGGGAGGAGGAGGGGGCGGCCACGGCACUGGGCAGCGCGACGGCCCCCCCGGAGCUCUUGGCAGCCGGUUUCCCCAUUAAGGGUGAGGACACAGAAGGGAAGGAGGGCAUCAGCACAGAGACCAGCCAAGACGGGGACGGCAGUUCCAGCGAAGGUGAAAUGCGGGUGAUGGACGAGGACAUCAUGGUGGAAUCAGGGGAUGAUUCAUGGGACCUCAUCACUUGUUACUGCCAGAAGCCAUUUGCCGGUCGGCCGAUGAUUGAGUGUAACCAAUGUGGCACCUGGAUCCACCUCUCGUGCGCCAAGAUCAAGAAGACCAACGUUCCUGACAUCUUCUAUUGCCAGAAGUGUAAAGAAAGCUCUCGAAAGCAGCCGCCCCCGUUGCUCCCUCCAGCGGCUCCUGGAGCCGCAGCUGCCGUUGCGUCCAGGGGAAGCGGGGAGCCCUAGCCUGUCAGGGGAGGAUGGCUUUGGGCCGGACUGCCACCCCAGAGGGACAAAAGACUGGACAGGGUGGGGAGUCUGUUCUGGAUUGGUAUCCAAAUGAGCCUUGGUUCCUCGGGGUAUUUGGGCUGGUGACAGACCCAGUGCUGAAGGGAGGGGGGGUCCUACCCUCAAAAAAAUCAGCAGAUGCUGCCUGGCAGUUACAUACCCCUCACCUCAAACCCCUCCCCCUUGGGGGGGGUUGAUCCUGGCCCACCUCCCUAUUCUCUGACGGAGAGGAAGGUAUUGCCAGGUUGAAACGGUUGAGGAGAGUGAAACUGGACAACAAAGCGGUUCCUGUUUUGUACCUUGGGGAUGCACAUAAUGCUGGGAAGGGGGGCAAGGACAGUAGAAGUGUUGGGGGUAGAAGUAUCUUCUUUUCCCUAGCUCUUCCCCAGCAAAGCUCACUUGUAAAUAGACAGAAAGCAAAGGUUAGGUUCUCCCCCACCCCCAUGCAGGGAUUUUUGUCUGUUUCCCUGUUGGUAAACUUUUUGUACACACCCCUCCCCUUCUGAACUCUUCAAAGUAUUUGUCUCGUUCCUCCAGAAGCAGGGCUCUAAGGCACAGGGUGCGAUUGCUGAAAGAUGCUUAGGGUUACUAGUUGAGAUGAGACAGGAUCCAGGUGAAAAUAUCAUUUUUUAAAAAAUUAAUCCUUAGGCUUUUUUGUUUUUUUGGCUUUUUAAAAUGCUCCUAGGAAAGAGAUCGGGGAGGAGACAGAAGACUUUGCUUGCCAAGAGUUAAUUCCUGCAAACUUUAGUAUAAAAGCAAACUUUUUUUUUUUCGGGGGGGGGAUAGUCUAGGGAGCCCCAUGUGAUUUUUUUUUUUUGCUGUUCUCAAAAUAAGAAAGGACAAUGUGUUUUCUGACUUGGUGAUUUGGAAGAGCAGGGAGGCUAAGUACUGGUGUUCCGACAGAGAGCUAGAGAGCUUGGUGGCGAAUGAAGACUGCCACAAACUCCCCUCCCCAGGAUGUUCCUGGUUCACAGAGCUCUGGUUCUGUUGCCCUCCCUCUCCGUCCCAACCGGUGCCCCACUUCAGGUUAGCCUUUUGAUCUGUGGGGAUUUUGUUUCUGAGGUCCCCUUCCCCGAUUCCCUCUUUUGCUCUAAUAUUUGCAGCGGUGUACAUGGCGGAGUUUCUGAAUGUAAAUAAAAGAUGUG
Molecule: messenger RNA, 2438 nt
Organism: Gekko japonicus
Lineage: Eukaryota; Metazoa; Chordata; Lepidosauria; Squamata; Gekkonidae
Gene: PHF23
Product: PHD finger protein 23
Exons: 4
Coding region: 1-1251 (416 amino acids)
Biological process (GO): negative regulation of autophagosome maturation; positive regulation of protein ubiquitination; negative regulation of autophagosome assembly
Source: RefSeq, a predicted model, not a curated record